AUGGCUUCCAAGAACCCACCGCGAACCGUAGACGAUAUCGCUCGUCAUUUCUCGCCGGCAUGGUUCACAGUUAUAAUGGGAACGGGAGCGGUGUCCAUGGUGUUCAACAACUUCCCGUACGCGACUCACUCGGCAACGCUGAAGAUAUUCUCCGCCAUCUUGUUUUUCUUAAACCUAUCCCUGUUCAUCAUUUUCAACAUCCUAAGCCUCUACCGAUAUUUGAGAUACCCGCAGGUAUGGUCCGACAUGCUUUGCCACCCCGUCCAAAGCCUGUAUCUCGGAACCUACGCCAUGGGGUUUUCGACCAUCAUUAAUGUCGGCGUCCAGCUAAUCUAUGAGGAGUACAAGUUCGGAGGUCCAGCUUUCUUAUAUUUUCUUUGGGCGUGCUGGUGGUACGACGUUGUUUUGUCCUUUUUGUGCGGUUUCGUGUUGGUGCAUAUAAUGAUGACAAGACAGCCUCACAGAAUAGAGACAUUAACCACCGUCUGGAUCCUCCCGCCGGCCGCCCUCGUCGUCGCAUCGUCCACUGGCGGCAUCAUCGCCGAGGCCCUGCAGGCCAUCCACCCCUCGCGCGCGCUCCUCACACUCACUGUCUCCGCGUUCAUGGUCACCACCGGACUCCUGAUUGACUUCAUGCUCUAUACGCUCUACUUCCUGCGACUGCUCGUACACGGCCUGCCCGAGCGCACGAACGUCCUCAGCUCGUUCAUCGCGCUGGGGCCGACCGGACAGGGCGGCUUCUCCAUCAUGCAGAUCGGCAAAGGUUUCGCGGCCGCGCUGCCACUGCAAUACGGCACCUCGAGCUUCCUGCGAGACAACAGCACGGGCGGCACCAUCAACGCGAUAUGCAUGGUCCUCGCGUUCAUCAUGUGGGCGAUCACGACAAUGUGGUUCUUUUACGCCGUGCUCGCCGUGCAGCACGGCGUGCGUAAGACGCGGUUUCCCUUCAGCUUGCCCUUCUGGGGGUUGAUCUUCCCAAACGGCGUGUAUGCAGACCUGACGAUCUCGCUGUAUAGCGCACUCGACUCCAAAUUCUUCCGAGUGUGGGGUGCCAUCUACGGUGCCGCGACGAUAGCGCUCUGGCUCGUCGUCUUCAUGCAAACGCUGCCGCUCGUCUGGAGCGGUGUCAUCUUCAACUCACCGGAUCUGGAAAAGAUCGAUGGCGCGAGGGAUUUCUUGAAGCGGGAGCAGAGCGGACUUGAAGAUGCAAGAAUUCAUAGGGAGGACACCGCUGAUUCUGAGAGUACGCGGAAUGGCUAA
This is a messenger RNA of Postia placenta MAD-698-R-SB12, 1260 nucleotides long. RefSeq lists its product as hypothetical. Gene Ontology annotation, molecular function: sulfite transmembrane transporter activity. Bases 1 to 1260 code for a protein of 419 amino acids. The record is from RefSeq and is a predicted model, not a curated record. The transcript has 5 exons. Gene Ontology annotation, biological process: transmembrane transport; sulfite transmembrane transport. Gene Ontology annotation, cellular component: plasma membrane. NCBI's taxonomy places the organism in Eukaryota, Fungi, Basidiomycota, Agaricomycetes, Polyporales, Adustoporiaceae.